UGAGGCCCGCCGGGUGGCGCGCUCCUGGACUCUCGGCGACUGCGGCUCCGGAGCGCGGCGGCGGCACGAGUUCAGGUUUAAAAAAAGUCUCUUGAAGGAAUAUCCCCAUCCAGUUUAAUUGCAUAAUGUCUAAUACCUGUUGGAUUUUAAAUUCAGCCAGAAACAGCAUUGCUACCUUACAAGGAAAAGGACAUUUGUAUUCGAGAUAUAUCCACAACAGGAAUACAUGGAAAGUUUUUUCCUCAGGACUAUUUAAAUCACCAGCAGUACAUUAUGGACCACACAAUAAUGGCUUUUUUCUGCAAAAAGCUUUCAGGCACACAUCCACUGAAGAAGACUUUAAUUUGCAGCUCACACCUGCUCAGAUAAGUGAAAUCUUGAGAGCUGGUGAAUCAUCACAUAAAAUUCUCUCAUAUGCGAGCAAAUUUCCUAAUCCGGUCUUGAAGUUUGAAAGUAACCAGUUGGCUGCCAACGCUCCAGUGGAGGAUCGUCGGAGUAUGGCAUCUUGCCUUCAAACUAAAGGAAUGAUGUUUGGUGUCUUUGAUGGGCAUGGGGGCCAUGCAUGUGCUCACGCAGUAAGCGAAAGGCUCUUCUAUUACGUGGCAGUGUCCUUGAUGUCUCAUGAAACCCUGGAGAUGAUGGAGAAUGCCAUGGAGUGUAUGAAACCGCUCCUGCCCAUCCUGCACUGGUACAAGCACCCAGGUGACAAUAUUUACAGGGAAGUUACUUCCAUGCACUUUGACCAUCUCCGGGUCUACUGGCAAGAACUGCUUGACCUCCGUAUGGAAAUGGGGCUCAGCAUCAAGGAAGCUUUAGCUUAUUCCUUUCAGAGACUGGAUUCUGACAUCUCUCUGGAAAUCCAAGCUCCCUUGGAGAAUGAAAUGUUAAGAAACCUCUCCUUACAGGUUGCGUUUUCUGGUGCAACAGCAUGUAUGGCUCAUGUUGAUGGGAUUCACUUGCAUGUGGCGAAUACUGGGGACUGUCGUGCUAUACUUGGGGUACAGGAGGAAAAUGGAGCAUGGUCUUGUCUGCCCCUUACUCGAGACCAUAAUGCCUGGAACAAAUCUGAGCUCUUAAGGCUAAAGAAGGAACACCCAGAAUCUGAGGAGAGGACUGUGAUCAUGGAUGACAGGCUUUUGGGUGUUCUCAUGCCUUCUCGAGCAUUCGGCGAUGUCCAGUUAAAAUGGAGUAAAGAAUUGCAGCAGAGUAUCCUUCAGAAGGGUUUUGAUACUGAGGCUUUAAAUAUUUAUCGGUUUACGCCUCCUAACUAUCACACACCACCUUAUUUGACUGCAGAACCAGAAAUCACUUACCACAAAUUGAGACGCCAGGAUAAAUUCCUUGUUUUAGCUUCUGAUGGACUGUGGGACUUGCUGCGGAAUGAGGAUGUGAUUAGGCUUGUGGUGGAGCACCUUCAAGAGGCCAGUAGGCCUGAACUGACUGGGAAACCAGCUAAUCUGGGCCUAAUGCAAAGCCUGUUACUUCAAAGAAAAGCUAAAGGCCUCCAUGCCCCUGAUCAAAAUGCAGCCACUCACCUUAUAAGGCAUGCCAUUGGAUGCAAUGAAUAUGGGGAGAUGGACCAGGAGAGGCUUGCUGCCAUGUUGACAUUGCCCGAAGAUUUAGCACGAAUGUAUAGAGAUGAUAUCACAGUUACUGUGGUUUAUUUUAAUUCUGAUUCAGUUGAGAUGUUUCAUAAGGGAAGUGAAUGAGCUCCUUUCUGUCCCUCCUCCCAUUACAUUUAAAUGUUGAUUUAAAUGUUAGGAUAUAAACAUUUUUUAUUUAAAUUGUCAUACUUGAACUGUUAGAAAUGGAAAGUGAUACAAAUAGUUUGCUAACUUCUAAUAGAGGCUAAAAUUGAACAUACAAGUUAAAGACAGUGUUCUAGAUUGUAUCUGUUUUCAUAAGCACAAAAGAACCUCAAUUUGAGGUCAGAACAUAGCCUAGUUUAGCAAAUAGCUGUGUUUUUGUAUUUUGAGUAUUUGAAUUGAGGAAAUUGAGACCCUGAAUAAUGCUUGGGGCUUGAGUUGUGUAAAAAACUUGGGUCACUAUGUAGUAUUUUCACAUUACUGUUGAAAUAUGAAAUUUAAGUCACUUUGCUUAAAUGAAUUAUUACAGGAUCAAUUUAGGUUAUCUCUAUACUUGUGAACUUGAUAAUUCUCAAAGUCAUGAUUCAUGGUUAGAUUUAAUGGGCUAUGAAGGAAGUUAAUAUUACUGAGCGGUUUGUAAAGCAUAGUUAUAACACCCUUGUUCAGUAUUAUAUUUAUUUUGUUAAUACUUGUGCAUACAUUUUGUAAUGACAUGUUCUAUUUAUUUUUUAGACUCUAGAAAAUUGUAUAGAAACUUAUGUAGAUCUCUGCAUGUAUCUAAUCUCACUUUUGCUAAGGUUUUCAUGUCAAAGGCACUUUUGACAAUAAAGGUACCUUUUAUUUGUAGAACCUUUUAUUCACCCUCACUUCUCCAAGAGUAGAGAAUAAUUGUGCAAGUGAAUUCUAGCUUCUGGCAGAGACUUUAGUAGGCAUAAUUUCCCUUGUUUUAACUUAAAAGAUCUAAUACUCCAUGAAGCAUUCUCUUCCUGCUUUCAGCUAUCAGGGUUAGUCUGUUUAUCUCUGUUACUUUGACCAUGCCUUCUUUUUGUUGUUGCUGGAAAAAUGAUGUGGAGGGGAGAAUUCUACAUCUUUUUCUUGCUUUCUGAAGAGCACUUGAAGGAGGAAAUGGAGUGUUGGAUAAAUCAGGACUUGCUUUUCGGUUUUAUGAAAAGGAGCAGGUUUUCUUAAGAGUUUCUAAAUUGGGAGUCUCCCUUAUGGAAAUACUAGCUCAUUCAUCUGUUCAGAUGUAUGGAAUUUAUGAAACAUAAAGGUGUUAUUAAUCUCUAAAUCCCUUGGGAAUCCUAGGUCAUCAGAAGUGGAAGAACUGAGACAAGAUCUUUCAUGAAUUGGACCUUGUAUGAUAGGGGAUUGCAAAGGAGGUACUGAAAGAUCAAAUGACUUGUUCAAAGUCAUAGGACUAAAAAAAUGUCUAAGUUUAAAAGCAGGUCUUUUCAAUCUCCACUAUAGCCCUGGGCAUGCUGCUUCUAAUUCCAUAUUUGAUUCUCAUUUCAAGUCAAAUCCCAUACUUUUUAGAAUUUUUAGCUCCUUCAUUUUACAAAUAAACAAUAACCUGAGGUUGAAGAGUUAGGAAGUGACUUGCUUUAAGUCUAUUUUAAGUUGGUAGCUUAACUCUGCCUAGGAUAGUAGUCCUGGGGAGUGAUGGUUUGGACUAGGGACAAAAUAGUCAACCUAGUCUGCUCACUUCAGGAGAUAGUCUUCAGCUGGCUGUUCUUAAAGAGGCUGGCUGUUAACUUGGCCUAUCCUAUCUUAAUAUUAUCUAAUGCUGAGUGAAAAUUAAAAGGCAGUUGAGGUGAAGUUGUAUAUACUUUAAAUUAGUGUUCCACUCAUGUUUACCAGGAUUUCAUGAUGAUUUAACUGGUCAUUCCUUUUUAUGCUCUCCCUAUUCCCCAUCAUGAAACUUCCUAGCAAGGGAUGUUCAUUGUAACUUGAGGGACCCAAGGAGUGUAAAUGAAUUAGGACAAACUCUAAAAUUUUGAGAAACCAGAAACCAAAGGCUUGAAAUAAUAUCUGUUACCUUCAUCCUCCCUUCAGAGAUAAAUUCCCUACAAAUUGUUGAUGUUCUAUGUCUUGGGCAUUAGCUUCCCAUCCACUUUGGGUCUCUAGAGUGGCUUGUGGCUUAUGGCUUUUCCAAAUGGUUUUGUUAGAUUAUUGCAAUCCUUGGCCACUUAUUCUAUACUGGAAGGUAUGUGGCCUAUUUUAGUUUUAACAUAGAUUUGAUGCUAUAAGUACUCUGUGUCUAAUAUAUUUAUCCAGAAGUAACAAGUAACUCUCAUUUAUUCACUUAGGCAAAUAAAAUUUGAUCCCUGAUAACCUUGAUAGCCUUAAAAUGUCAAUUAGUGUGGCUUGCCUUAAUUUACUUUCUUCAAGACAAGGGUCAAGGACCUUUAUUUCUGGAUGUUUCUGACUUCUCUAGUUUGACAAGAAAAUAGGAAUUUUCCUGUUGAAACAAUUGAGUGUGCUGCUAAUACUAAUUUAAUUCAUAGAACUACCCUUUUAGCUUGCUAUUUUUAGAGGUUGGGGAAAGGGUCUUUAAAAAAUUAUUAAAAUUAGUCUUAGAGAUUGAGGCAUACCUGACCUGAGCUUAGCUCUUGGAAUUAUAAAUAAAUACAGUAAGCAAUUUAUUGAAUAAUGUGAUAUAGAUCAAUAUCCGUAAGAAUCCAGACAAUUGCAAUCAUGCACUUUGCAAACGGAUACUGAAGAUCCUUUCUUCUGCCUCUGGUACAUUUUCUUAAUGUUGCAAUCUUGAAUCUGGAAGGACCGACAAAAAGAGAUGGCUUGCAGCCAUUGUGGUGGUUUUUUGUCCAACUUGCCAAAUGUCUGUAGAUGUCAAGCAAAAGAUUUUUGUUCUAGAACAAUAGAGCCUUUGGGUUAAAAAUUGGAAUCGUGUCUCUUAGAAAACUUGAGCCUGAUCAAAAUGCACUCGGCUGAUUUACCUUCUCUGGUUUGUGUUGGAACUAGAGGACUGGGAAGUUAGUAAAGUUCUUAGAGAGGACUCUAUAGUAUAUUGGACCAUGUUUCUCAAGCUUGUUUUUAGAUCUUUCAAGAUCUUGUAUUUUCAGUAGUGGUAAAGUAGGAUUCAAAUGGUGUUGAAAGUUUGUUUUAAUUUGAUAUAGAAUGUGCAAGUAUAAUUUGGUGCUUAACAUGUUCCUAAAACUGCACAUGUAAAAAACUCAGGUAGUGUUUACAAUAAUCCAUAGGAAUUGUUUUAUUACAAAUAAUUUUAUUCAUUGGUUACUGAUAAUGAUAGCAAAAAACUUGGUCAGGAAUGAUUGUACUAAUUCAAAGUUCCAACUAAUAUAGCCAAUUAAGUUACUUAGCUCUCCAAACAAAGCUUUGUGAUACUGCUAACCUGUGUAUAGAAGCACAUAAUGAAUAAGCACAUUCUAAAUUAGGGAAUGCUUUUUUCCAAAAUUUGAUAAGAUUUAAAUGUGAUUUAGAAGAAGAGAUAUCUGAUUUAUUAGUAAACAUUAAAUAAAUUCUUUCAUGACAUAGAUAAAAGUUUAGGACAAUUUUUCUGAAUAUGAUGAAAAAUUGAAAACUAGUUGAAAACUAGACGGUUCCAUUAAUACGAAUGUAGUAAUAGCACUAACUUUGCUGAUAAUUUCUAAACACAGGACAGUACAGCAUUUCCUUAACUAUUUUUAGAAGUCCAGAUAAUUACCAAUAUUUGAGUCACAAUAACUCAGUAAAAAUCCUUUGAAACAUUGGUUUAGGGGAAAACAGUAGCUGUUACAGAUCUCUUAUUAGUUGGGAGAGAAAUGUCCUUAUCACUGUGAAUGUGAAAUGUGAUUUGACCAGAUAAAGGCUAAUGAAGCACUUUCUAAUAGACUACAUAUCUUUUAUCUCCAAAUUCCUCAGGCAUCUAUCAGUUUAGCUUGCCAUGGAGAAAAACAGUUGUCUUAUUUUGUUAAAAAUUUACUGCGUGGGGGAAAUGAUCAACAAUGUUCUGAAUUCUGAAAUUUGUAUUUGUUAUAUACAAAUGUUCAUAUAAUGCUGAUUUUUUUUUUCUAACUUGCAGAUAUUUAAAUGAGCAACUUGUAAAUAAAGUGGCAAAACUAA
Messenger RNA from Sarcophilus harrisii (Tasmanian devil), 5666 nucleotides. It is a transcript of the gene PDP2, whose product is annotated as pyruvate dehyrogenase phosphatase catalytic subunit 2. Bases 126 to 1709 code for a protein of 527 amino acids. Gene Ontology annotation, molecular function: protein serine/threonine phosphatase activity; cation binding. Gene Ontology annotation, biological process: protein dephosphorylation. Lineage: Eukaryota; Metazoa; Chordata; Mammalia; Dasyuromorphia; Dasyuridae. The record is from RefSeq and is a predicted model, not a curated record. The transcript has 2 exons.